Prunus mume (Japanese apricot) is the source of this 519-nucleotide messenger RNA. The record is from RefSeq and is a predicted model, not a curated record. NCBI's taxonomy places the organism in Eukaryota, Viridiplantae, Streptophyta, Magnoliopsida, Rosales, Rosaceae.
AUGGCUAGUAACAAUGAACACAAACCAACCUUGAUCAUGAACCACACUUCGCCCAUCUACGAGUAUGAACGUGAUGAAGGAGAAGACUUGGAUGACUAUCAUCAAGACCAUGAUGCUUCUUCUUCUUCUUCUCCUUGCGGUGUUGGUGGUUGUUUUGGCCUCUUUGGGUUCACAUCAUGUACAUGGCGGCAAAACCACGACAACGAUUAUGAACGUAAAUACUUGCUGCAGCAAGAAGGUGGAUCGCACAAGGAGACGACAUGGUGGUGGAGGAAGAAAUUGAACAAGGCUAAGGAGUCUACUCGAGUAUUGGACGGCUCCAAGUGGAAGACCUUCAUCAGAAAGAUUGCGGGAUAUUGCAAGACUACGAAGCAAAAACAAAACAACAGAGAAGGAAAUGAUGCUGCUGUUGAUUUUGCAGCAAGGUUUGCCGCUCCUUUGUCCAAUGAGCAUGGUUCCAUAGGCAGGCCGGUUCAUAAAACCACCCUUGAAUCAGCUUCUAUAGAAUCUAAACGUUAG